CUUUUCUUAUUUCAUGACAGACAACAAUAUACAUGGGCAUUCUGAUAACACAGCUAGUUCAAGUUGUCCAUACAUAGACGCAUCAAACUCAUGUAAAUCGUCUACUUUAUUAGACACUUCCAAAGCAGUUGGUUCGAUAUCAUUGUCUGAAGAUACAGCUAUUCUAAAACAUGUUUCAGACCAUCAGAAUCGCCGCCCAAGUAUUUAUCCAGAUCACCAUCCACCUUCACAAGCACAGAUAGACAUUGUUCGCUAUACCUGGGAACGCGUGAUUGAAACACAUCUACCCACAGACAGACCCAACGUAUCUCCUUCGCAUGCUUUUGGUUUGGCCUUUUAUGACGCAUUGUUUCAAAUUGACCCAGCAUUAAAACCUCUUUUUACAAACAUUGUUCAACAAGCAAAAGCACUAGCUGGUAUGAUUUCUUAUAUCGUGAGAUCACCUGAAGUCAUAGAUCCAAGACCACCAACACCGUCAGUAACAAACGAAUCCUCUACUAAGAAAAGAGCACGCACCAUUCGUGAGAUAAAUGCAAACAAACGGAAACAAAGCAAUGCAUCUAGCUUUCCUGAACUUAUUUUACAAACUGCCUCCUCUAAAAACUCAGGCAAAACGAACGAUACAGCAGCUAAAGACGACGAGUAUCUGUUGUUAUGCAAACUUCGAGAAUUAGGUGCCCGCCAUUAUCUCUAUGGUGCUAGGACUGAACAUUUUGCGUUAAUUGGGUCUGCAUUAUUAAUUGCUCUGGAAGUGAGGUUAGGAAAAGAGUAUAUACCUGAAGUGGCAGAAGCUUGGAUGCGAGCACAUGCAUUCACAGUUUAUCAUAUGAAAACAGGCUUGCAAUUGCAAAUUGCUUGGGAAGAACAUGAAAAAAGAGGCUCAAGUAGCUUAAGGCUUAAUCAUGUCUCAAUCAAUAGCAAGAAUGCCAAAACAAACUGUUCAAUUCAAUAAAAACUGACUUCCUUCUUGGAGGUGCAUCAAUUGCAUAUUUGACGA
Messenger RNA from Gilbertella persicaria, 997 nucleotides. RefSeq lists its product as uncharacterized. The record is from RefSeq and is a predicted model, not a curated record. Gene Ontology annotation, molecular function: FAD binding; nitric oxide dioxygenase [NAD(P)H] activity; heme binding. Gene Ontology annotation, cellular component: intracellular anatomical structure. Bases 14 to 952 code for a protein of 312 amino acids. The transcript has 2 exons. NCBI's taxonomy places the organism in Eukaryota, Fungi, Mucoromycota, Mucoromycetes, Mucorales, Choanephoraceae. Gene Ontology annotation, biological process: cellular response to nitrosative stress; nitric oxide catabolic process.